GGACCGUGGCUGGAGCAGGGUGCAAGCUGUGUUGCUCCUUUCAUUUCAACAAAUCCUUUGAUUUUAUUGCAUGUGAUUAUAAAAUUUCAUCAACUUGAUUGAAUAUUGCAAUACAAAGGAUUGUACAAAUAAAAAGGUACAAAUAGUAAUUAAAUCAAUAAAAUGGCUAAAAAGAAAAAUCGUGGUAAGAAGUCAACUGGGACAAAAUCCAGCAGUGCAGCAGCAUCUGAGAAUCAGUCUCAGCAUUCAUCUGUAGGAGACAAGAUAAAUACUGUAAAAACUGAAGAAACUGGACCUACUGGUAACCAUAAAUCUGAAAAUGCUUCAGUUGGACUUCCUAGGAAUGCUGCUGGAAAAGAUGGUUGUGGACAUCAUUCCUCAGCACAAACAGACCAAGGGGCAUUCUUGAGUGAAUUUGAAACAAAGGCAUUGCAAGUUGCUACUCAAACUGCCCAAUCACCUGAACCUAAGGUUGUAGAGAAGGUUGUAGAAGUUGUGAAGUAUGUUGAGAAAGAGGUUAAGGUGGAAGAUCCUGCACUUAAACUUGAAGUUGAAAAGCUGUCCAAAGAAAAUGCUGAAUUGAAAAGUCAGGUGGCUAAUCUCCAAGAAGAUUCUGAAGCAGCAGCAGGUGAUGGUGAAAGAGUGAAAGAAUUACAAAAUGAGAUUGCCUCAGUUAAUGAGAAAGUAGCCCACUACCAGACAGUGUUAGCAGAUACAGAAAGUCUACUAAAGUCAUUGCAGGCCUCUGUUGAAUCUGAAGAGGUGGCUUGGAAAAAACGCCUGUCAGAUAAAGAAAAAGAUUUGCAUCAACUUGUGGCAGACAAAGCCAAUCUCCAGUUGCAGGUUAAGCAGCUAGAAGAUACCAUCGAUAAAGUCAAACAGGCAGAGGAUAUACAGGAGAAACUGAAAUCUUUACAAGAACAGCUGCAAGCAGAAGAGAAAGAAAAAGUAUCACUUCUUGAAAAAUUACAGGAAGCACAGGAGCAACUUGCAAAGACUGCUACUCAAGGUGGUGUUGAUAGUGAAGGAAGUGUUCAGGAGCUGAAAGCAGACAACGAAAAGCUGCGAACACUGGUCACUGUUGGACAGGAUGCCAGCCGUCAGCAAGAGCAGCUCAUCGAACAACUUCAGAAGGAACUUACUGCUGCCAAGGCAGCCCUGGCCGCUAGCCGUGUGAGUAAAAUGGGCUACAUGGUUGGUUGGGUGGGACGCAACAGCAAGAACACCACAACCACAACCAACAACAACAACAACCCGCUGGAACAGCAGACAUCAAGCACAAAUGGACCAGCGAGUGAAGAACAGUGUCAAGAGGACGACUCCCUACAGGACGACACUGCCAGUCUGGUGUCUGCUUCUUCUGCCUCAGUUACUGAUCCUAACUCCUCUCAAUCAGAGGCUCCUACUAAAAAACCUAAAAAGAAAAGGAAGGGUUUAUUGGGGAAACUAAUGGGCUAAAGCACUGACCUUUAAGGGUGCUAGUGCAACACAGUAAGAUGCAGCUUGUACUAAACAUUCCAACUUUAUCUGCAUGACCUUCACCAACAAUGGCUCUCAUCAAGGUUAUGCUGCAGUUGGUGUCCACAAACACCAGUAUGGUUCCUGCCAUGAAGAUGUUUCCCCUUUAUAAUCAUAUUUUGUACCAGCAUUUUUUUGUAGGAAGAGUAAUUGAAAUAGAUUCAUGGCAGGUUGGGACCACUUCUGGGUAAGCCUACUGAGGUGCAAUAUUCAUAUAGUUUGAAUCAAUCUGUUUACAACAAACCAUAAAAGAUGUAUUGAAAAUGUUAACUGAUCGAUGCAAGAACAUGAUAUCUCAACUCAAGAUUGAGUAGGUCCUUCACUCAUUGGAUUUAGUACUAGGUAUGUAACUGUAUGUUUACACAUUGACCAAAGGAAGGUAUUUUUCAAGUGCAAUGUUGCCUAUAAUAGAGGAGUCUUACAGGACAGUCUGGAUGAGACCUAUUUUGAUGCAGAUGGAAUAAUGCCAUUUGGCUUGAGAAAACUCACCUAUUUAUGCCA
This is a messenger RNA of Eriocheir sinensis (Chinese mitten crab), 2019 nucleotides long. Its product is annotated as kinectin-like. The transcript has 12 exons. Lineage: Eukaryota; Metazoa; Arthropoda; Malacostraca; Decapoda; Varunidae. The coding region runs from base 163 to 1458 and encodes 431 amino acids. The record is from RefSeq and is a predicted model, not a curated record.